Rhizophagus irregularis DAOM 181602=DAOM 197198 is the source of this 1272-nucleotide messenger RNA. RefSeq lists its product as uncharacterized. The record is from RefSeq and is a predicted model, not a curated record. Lineage: Eukaryota; Fungi; Glomeromycota; Glomeromycetes; Glomerales; Glomeraceae.
AUGCCUUUUAUAAAGCAUGAAACCGAUAAAGUUAUUGCAAGAAUUAUAAGAAAUAUUAAGAGCCAUCUUAUAAACUCUAAAUUCAAAACAGAUUAUGACAUCCUUGUGAGUGAUGGGGCUCCUGGAAUAGGUAAAACUCGGUAUAGAGAUGAACUAUUCAAACACCUGAAAAAUAAUCAGGAUUGGAUUUCUCCUGAGUGGAAAAAUAAUCAUAUUGAAGGUCUUUAUAUAGACUUCAUACCACAUGUUGUUAUCUCUACAAAAGAAUCAUCAAAGGUUUCAUUUAGAUUCGUCAAAUGCUCACAAUUGUCGCUUAAAGCAAUGAUUGAAAUUACAGAUCAUUAUGCACAAAAGUUUAAUGCAGAAAAAUUUGACCAGAGUGAGUACAGAUGGAAGUUUUGUCAACCAUUUAUCCAACUUUUGGAAGACACCAGAGGAUUGUCUCGUGCACUUCAAUACGUCUUUCAUGAAUGUCUAGGAACUGGGUGCAAUGGAAAGGAAUUCUUUAAAACAAUUGAUAAACAGAACUUUGAUAACAUCUUUCAUAAUGUCAAAGCCUAUUUCCAAGAACACUACAACAUACAUGAAUUCAUUCAGAAUAAUAAAAAACUUGCUUUAGAGCUUCUUUAUCACGGUAUUGAUAGAAUUCCUGUUAGCGUUGAGGAAUACUUGAAUGAAACAAUUUAUUAUGCAUUUCGUACAAAUCUGCUGAUAAAAUGUGAAAAGGAAUCAGCGCGUUUAAAUGAGUUAUAUAGUGGUGCCUAUGGGACUCAAUCAACAUUGAAUAUUGAGGUGGAAUUGAAGGAACUUUCUGUUUGCUGUGCAAGACAACAAUUCCCAUGUGUAGAACUAACAGAUAAAAAAUCAAAUUCUAUUGAUUGGGCGAAGGGUGAGAAUGUGAUUAUCAAUGGUACAUCUGCUAAAUGGACAGAUGCAUUCAUCGUCAAGGAAAAAGUAAAUUCUCAUAAUGAACACGAAAAGAAUCUCUUAGAUUCAACUUCUGCACCAAAAAAGGUUCAGGAUAUUCUUUCCAAAUGCCAACACAUAAUAAUUGCUUUUAUUAUACAACCAUUAGAAAACAAAAUUUCAAACCCUGAUUGCUUCAUUAUUAUGAAAGGCAACUUCAAGGAAAAUUUUGGUCCUAUAUUUGCAUCACGUGCUACGUUUUAUAUGACAAGGGAUAUUAAUCCUAAUUUUUCAGACUUUUCAUGUAUGAUAAAUCAAAUUCCUGGAGUUGGUAGAGUUACUGCUAAUGAAAUUAUUAAAAGUUGA